Copidosoma floridanum is the source of this 1281-nucleotide messenger RNA. Its product is annotated as acyl-CoA Delta(11) desaturase-like. Lineage: Eukaryota; Metazoa; Arthropoda; Insecta; Hymenoptera; Encyrtidae. The record is from RefSeq and is a predicted model, not a curated record.
UCAACCUUGUAUCAUCGGCAAAAUGUAAUUUACAACUGACACUUGAAUCUCACAAAGUUUAGCUACUGGUUAAUUUUCAAGUAACAGUCUUAUACAAGUGCUAUAGAGUACUUAUAAUAUAAAGCAAGUGGCAGUGUCAAAGGUAGGUCGUGAAAAUGCCAGGCAUCAUCGAAAAGUGGGAUGAACAAGUGAUUGUGGAAGACAAUCAUUCGAAUGCGAUAGAAACUGAGAUAAACAAAAAUACUAAUAGAAUAAAAGUGAUAGACGAAACGCCGAAUGCCGAGGCAGGCAAAACAAAGAAUAGGAAGGAAAAGUUUGGUUUUUUCAAGGAAAUACACUGGACGAGAGCACUAGCUGUUGGUUGGUACAAUAUAUUUGGACUGUACAUAUUAUUUACGUUUCCUUAUCUACAAAAAUGGAGGACCACAAUGUGGGCACUUUUAAUGGCAAAUUUAUCGAUAUUUGGCAUCACCGCUGGUAUUCAUCGUCUGUGGAGUCACAAGGCUUACAAGGCCAAAGCACCCCUACGAAUCGUUCUUGCGUUUUCGUACAUGAUACCUUUCAAGAAAUGGAUUCUUUACCACAGAUUACAUCACAAAUACACUGACACGGAUGCUGAUCCGCACAAUAGCACUCGGGGUUUUUUCUUCAGCCACGUCGGAUGGCUGAUGGCCAAGAGGAACCCGGCUGUCAUCGAAAAAAUGAAAACGAUUGACCUGAGUGACAUCAAGGCCGAUCCGAUUGUCAGUUUUUGCAACAAAUACUUUUAUUAUUUCGUUUUGGUAAUAUGGUACAUCACAACAGCCGUGCCCGUGUACGGAUGGAACGAGGAUUGGUACUCAUCUUUUUUGUCUCAAUACUUGAGAUUCGUCUAUGCACUCAACGUCUCGUGUUGCGUGAAUAGUUUUGCUCACAUGUUUGGGUACAAACCAUACAACUCAACAAUAACUGCAACGGAACACGCGCUGACUUCUUACAUGGCACUUGGCGAGGGUUGGCACAACUACCAUCACGUGUUUCCGUUUGAUUAUCGCACGCCGGAGUUGAUGUUUGAUGUCACUGCUCAUGUGCUACACUUUUUUCAAAAAAUGGGAUGGGCUUAUGACAUGAGGAUAACCAAAGAAUCUGUGAUCAUUGCCACCAUGAAGAGAAAAGGCGAUGGAUCGUAUCUAAACGCCGUAAUGUCCUGACCAACUGAAUUAAAUUGUGAUACGAAAACUUUUUAUCCGAAAAUACUACUUUUAUACAUGCUGAAAAAAAAAAAAAAAAAAAUUACAAUAA